AUGUCAGAAAUUAACAAUGCAAACAUCAGUUUAGAGCAAGAAGCAACUAACUCAUUUAUUGCAUCAUCAUCUCUUGAACUUAUACGCAGUUCAACCUCUAGUAGAGAUUCCAACUUGAAUAGACAAAAAAGAUCAUUUGAAACUCAUUCAUCAGUGACAAUUGAUGGUAAAAAGUACAUGAAUAAAGAUGAUUUCAUAGCAGCCAUAGCACCAGGCGAAGAUUACAAAAAAAUUAAAAAAGAACAAUUUGGUAUAUUAUUUAAAGUUGCUGACACUAGUAAUAAAGGUUUAAUUUCUUUACAAGAUUUUAUUAUAUUUGAAAAUCUGUUAUCAAAACCUAAUGCAGAAUAUGAAAUUGCUUUUAGAUUAUUUGAUGUUGAAGGUAAAGGCAAAAUUACCAUCAAUCAAUUUAAAAAGAUAUUAACAUCAAAUUUAGAACCUGAUAGUGUACCUUUUGACUUUGAUUGUGAUUGGUUGAAAUUGUAUGUUGGGAAAAAACCUGGUCUAAAACAUGAUUUAACUUAUGAGGAAUUUACUCAGUUGUUGAAAGGAUUACAAGGUGAAAGGUUGCGUCAAGAAUUCAAAUAUUAUGAUAAAGAGGGUAUUGGUUAUAUUAAGCCUGGCGAAUUCAAAAAAAUGAUUCUUUCAAUAUCAAAGCAUAAAUUAUCCGAUUACGUUUUAGAACAUUUACCUACUUUAUGUAACGUAUCAACAACCAAAAAAAUAAGUUAUGCAGCAGUAGUUGCUUUUCAUAAUGUGUUGAGGCAAAUGGACAUG
This is a messenger RNA of Entrophospora sp. SA101, 777 nucleotides long. Lineage: Eukaryota; Fungi; Glomeromycota; Glomeromycetes; Entrophosporales; Entrophosporaceae. The record is from the annotation of a GenBank genome assembly.